Messenger RNA from Phanerochaete carnosa HHB-10118-sp, 461 nucleotides. RefSeq lists its product as uncharacterized. Gene Ontology annotation, molecular function: phenylpyruvate tautomerase activity. The coding region runs from base 198 to 461 and encodes 87 amino acids. The transcript is spliced from 3 exons. Lineage: Eukaryota; Fungi; Basidiomycota; Agaricomycetes; Polyporales; Phanerochaetaceae. The record is from RefSeq and is a predicted model, not a curated record.
CGUUCAAUAUUCUCAAUGUCGCUCUCGGACACGUCUGGCUGCACUGAAAAUGAUGCCUACGAGUGGUGGAAAGCUCAGAGAGUAUGAGCUGCUGACCUUGUGAUUUGUGAAUUGUAUAUAUUCUGCACACUCGACAGCCUCACCUUCACUUUCUCAUCUCCAACCUGCCUCCUUUCGUUCCAUCGCACACACACAGCAUGCCAUCUCUUGAGAUCAGGGCAAACGUUAAGCUCGAUGACCCGAAGAAGUUCAUCGAGGAGUUCUCCACUUUCGCAGCGGAGACACUGACGAGGCCGUUGCACUGCAUCGUCGUAAGUUACACGUACAAUGAGCACAUGGCGUGGGACGGGAAGUUCGAUCCGUGCUUUCUCCUGGAUGUCCUGAUCUUGGACAGUAUCAAAGUCCCGGAAGACGUGAACGAGCAAUACAGCAAGGCCUUCUUCCAAUUUAUCGAUCCCUGA